AAACGAGGGUCAAGGUACCCAUGAAUCAACCCCAAAAUAUACUAUUGGUCUUGGGCUGUGAUUUUUCUUGUCCCAGAGGCCAUGGAUGACUACAGCGCCGAUGUCUUGAUUCGGCAGUUCGAGGAGUUUUGCCAGCAAGAUGUGCUCAGCGGCAAAGCCAGCGCUGUGCCCACGGCCGUGGUGGCGCAAUCCCCCUUCCUGGCCGCCAGCAUCGAGUAUCACACGGGCCGGCCAGUGCCUCACGUGCGCCCGCUGGCGCCAUACGUCUCCGCCACCUACCAAGCCAACAGCUCAACGGUGCUGGUGCUUUGUGCCAGGACACGCCUGAUGAUGUCCCACAACUGCCGGGGCCUUUUCCGCGCUGGCGCGAGGCUGCUCCCAAGAGGACGGAAGCUGCGGCUGCCACCGGGGGACCAAGAUGUGGUGCACGGCUACAGCUUCCAGGAGGUGGCGCAGUUUGAAGCCACCGUGCUGGUGCCUUGGAACAUUGCGGUCACCACCUUCCACGAGCUCUACGCCAUGCAUAUGCCGAUGUUCAUUCCAGACACUCUUUGGCUCGCACGACUUUGGCCCAAGCAAAUGACGAGCUACGGCAGGAGCCAUCCCAACUUGCACCGGCAGAUGAGGCCAAAUGACCGGCAUCCGACGCCAUAUCCUUCCCUCGAUUUCCUGAGCCGGGACUUCUUGACGAUGGUCUACUGGGCCAAAAGCUUCAGCGGGUUGGACCUGCCGGGGGUGCAACGCUUCACCUCCAUCCCAGACCUUCUGCUGGGCUUGGAGGAGGUUGACUUGGAGCAAAUCUCCAGAGAGAUGGCUUUGGAGACGGCCAAAGCGAGGGAGGAGGUGGUGCCAUUCUGGUCUUCACUGGUGGGCGUGCUCAGCGCGCCCCUGAACGUCUCGCCGGACUGCGAAGGGGCUCAGCCAUCGGCACGCCCAACAGACUCUGAGUGAGUUCGAUUCUUGUGGUGAUGCUCUCUUCUGCGUGAUGCUGCCGUUGCAGCCCGAAGUUUUAAGCCGAAGAACGUCUGAGGUUUCAAAAGGAUCGAGC
Messenger RNA from Effrenium voratum, 1048 nucleotides. Lineage: Eukaryota; Dinophyceae; Suessiales; Symbiodiniaceae. The record is from the annotation of a GenBank genome assembly.